AUGGAUAUAUCACAUCCUAACAGUUUUCUGCAGCAGGAAGAGUAUCGGUUAACCACGUUCAGCGAACAUGAGAUAUCUCCCAUCGAUACCACUAUAGUGUACAGGGACAUGCCGUUUGUCGGCUACGAUUGUCUGAGAUACGAAGAAAAGCGAUUGGGAACCUUCAUCGACUGGCCUCAUGAAUGGCUGAAACCGUCAGAAUUGGCGGCCGACGGAUUUUAUUAUCUCAGGAAAGAUGAUCACUGUGCGUGUAUCUUCUGCAGGGGGAUAGUUGGAGCCUGGGAAAAAACUGACACGCCAAGAGGAGAACAUCAACGCCAUUUUCCCCAUUGUCCCUUUAUUAGGGGUCAGCCAACUGGAAAUGUUCCCAUUGUUCAAGGCAACAUCUUAGCCAGGUUACCGGUACUGCAUCCGAGUCUGGACGAUUGCGGAUCAAGACGUGUUGAGGCCGACGCUUGCAGAUUUUCGUCAAGACAUAUGGCCGGAUCGUAUCCCGAAUGCAGAGGAUCUCCGGACGAAACUGGUCUCUACCAGCAUUCUAGACCGAUGCGAAGUGAUUUCACGACACUCGAUAGCCGAUUGAAGAGCUAUGUCGAAGAAUGGCCCAUCCUCGGUCUGCGUGCACAAGAUCUUGCCGAAGCUGGAUUUUUCUACUGUGGUCUGAGUGAUCAUGUUCGCUGUUUCCACUGCGGUAAGGGUCUUCGCAAUUGGAUAUCUAGCGACAUACCUUGGAAGGAACACGCUAGAUGGUAUCCUAAAUGCAGAUUUGUCUUAUUGAAGAAAGGCCAGGACUAUAUCAAUG
Molecule: messenger RNA, 802 nt
Organism: Penaeus indicus
Lineage: Eukaryota; Metazoa; Arthropoda; Malacostraca; Decapoda; Penaeidae
Product: death-associated inhibitor of apoptosis 2-like
Exons: 3
Biological process (GO): negative regulation of apoptotic process; positive regulation of protein ubiquitination; regulation of cell cycle
Cellular component (GO): cytoplasm; nucleus
Molecular function (GO): ubiquitin protein ligase activity; cysteine-type endopeptidase inhibitor activity involved in apoptotic process
Source: RefSeq, a predicted model, not a curated record